GCUAGAGGAAGCGCUGCCCCUGCAGCCGCAGCAGCCACGGCCACCGGGAGCUAGGAGUGAACCCCUGCGGGGGAGCAGCUUCCCCCUCGCGAUCGUGGGGACAGCCAGUCCUGUGAAACGAGGAGGCGGUUCCGGACGCCCAGAAACGCCCAGGGAGAACUGGAGCCGGGGGAAGAGGGGACAUGAGCGGCCAGCUGAGUCCAUCCCCAGGCGGCUAGGGGCGGACCCAGCAGCCCCUCAGCUCUCCUCGUAACCACGGGAGAGACGGGGUUUCACCGUGCUAGCCAGGCUGCUCUCCAACUCCAGACCUCAAGUGAUCUGCCCGCCUCAGCCUCCCAACGUGCUGGGCCGAUUCAGCUGUAUUUUAAAGCAAAGGUCCCCCCAGCACUCACAGCCAUCCUCUUUCCCAAUUAGGAACAAAAGAGCCAUGGUCAUGGCCCAUACCAUCUGUGUCCAACUCCUGAAGGCACCCCUGUGCGUUGUAUGAUCCAGUGUGAUCCUGGAUGAUUGGGGCUUGUCAUCAGGGAAUCCACAUCUCACUGGUAUCUUCCACCCCCAUGCACCUCCACCUACCUGGACACAUCCCAUUCCUCAGUGAAACAGUUUUGUCCUGAAGGGGCAGCAACAUUCCCUUAUAACAGCAUGAAGGUCGUUCUGGUGGAUUCCUUCAGGCCUUCUAGGGCCUGAGGGAGGUCUGAGGUCUGAUAUACACUUCAUUCCCACCCCCAACCCCUCAGAAUCUGAGAGAAUGGAGCCGAGUACCUGUAGGACCAUGGAAUCAGAGGAAGACUAUGUUGAGGAAAAGGAAUCUGAGAAGUGUGUUAAAGAGGGAGUUACCAACCCCUCUAACUCUUCACAGCAGGCUCUCUUAAAAGCUGACUAUAAGGCAUUAAAAAAUGGGGUUCCCUCACCCAUUAUGGCCACAAAAAUUCCAAAGAAAGUCAUAGCCCCAGUUGACACAGGCGACUUAGAAGCUGGGAGGAGGAAGAGAAGGCGGAAACGCAGAUCACUGGCCAUCAACCUGACCAACUGCAAGUAUGAGAGUGUGCGUCGGGCAGCCCAAAUGUGUGGCCUGAAGGAGGUGGGGGAGGAUGAAGAGUGGACUCUGUACUGGACAGACUGCGCUGUCUCACUGGAACGAGUCAUGGACAUGAAGAGGUUUCAGAAAAUCAACCACUUCCCUGGCAUGACAGAAAUCUGCCGCAAAGAUCUGCUGGCUCGGAACCUCAACCGCAUGUACAAACUCUAUCCCUCUGAGUACAACAUCUUCCCCCGCACCUGGUGCCUCCCCGCAGACUAUGGGGACUUCCAGUCCUACGGUCGUCAGCGAAAAGCCCGCACAUAUAUCUGCAAGCCAGACAGUGGCUGUCAGGGACGUGGCAUCUUCAUUACCCGAAAUCCCCGGGAGAUCAAGCCAGGAGAGCAUAUGAUCUGCCAGCAAUACAUCUCCAAGCCCCUCCUCAUUGAUGGCUUCAAGUUUGAUAUGCGAGUCUACGUCCUGAUCACAUCCUGUGACCCUCUCCGGAUCUUCAUAUAUGAGGAGGGCCUAGCCCGUUUUGCCACCACGCCCUAUAUGGAGCCCAGCCUUAACAACCUGGACAAUGUCUGCAUGCACCUGACCAACUAUGCUAUCAACAAACACAAUGAGAAUUUUGUCCGGGAUGGCGCCGUGGGCAGUAAGAGGAAGCUGUCGACACUCAACAUCUGGCUGCAAGAGCACAGCUACAACCCUGGAGAGCUGUGGGGGGACAUCGAGGACAUCAUCAUCAAAACCAUCAUCUCAGCCCAUUCUGUUCUACGCCACAACUACCGAACCUGUUUUCCCCAGUAUCUGAAUGGAGGUACAUGUGCCUGUUUUGAAAUCCUUGGUUUUGACAUCUUGCUGGACCACAAGUUGAAGCCCUGGCUGCUAGAGGUAAACCACUCUCCAAGCUUUACCACGGACUCAUGCCUUGAUCAAGAAGUAAAGGAUGCACUUCUCUGUGAUGCUAUGACCCUUGUCAACCUCCGGGGCUGUGACAAAAGGAAGGUGAUGGAGGAGGAGAAGCGGCGAGUCAAGGAACGGCUUUUCCAGUGCUACCGACAGCCACGAGAAUCUAGGUGUGCUAGGAAAGAAAAAACUGAGUCAUCCCAUGUGGCAAUGCUGGACCAGGAACGAUACGAGGAUUCUCACCUGGGAAAAUACCGGCGGAUCUACCCUGGGCCUGACACAGAGAAGUAUGCCCGCUUCUUCAAGCACAAUGGCUCCCUCUUCCAGGAGACCGCUGCUUCCAAGGCCAGAGAGGAGUGUGCCAGGCAGCAACUAGAGGAGAUCCGCCUUAAGCAGGAACAGCAGGAGACCUCGGGCACUACGAGGCAAAAGGCCAGGGACCAGAACCAGGGUGAAUCAGCUGGGGAGAAAAGCCGACCCAGGGCAGGGCUCCAGAGCCUUUCCACCCACUUGGCUUACAGGAACCACAACUGGGAGAAAGAGCUGCUGCCGGGACAGCUGGACACCAUGAGGCCUCAAGAAAUUGUGGAAGAGGAGGAGCUGGAGCGGAUGAAGGCCCUGCUACAAAGGGAGACUCUCAUCCGAAGCCUGGGUAUUGUAGAGCAGCUCACCCGUCUGCAGCACCCUGGCCCCCAGGGCCAGAAAAAACUUCAUGAGAGUCGGCCCAAGAACUUCAACUGGACAGGAGAGCCGGCAGCCAUCAACUCCUGUUCAUUGUCAAUGAAGAAGGCUGGGAGGUGCUAUUUUUCCAGUGCCAGAAUCAGGCUCACUAGCCAAGGACAAGCCAGCAGAAGGCUAGAAGCCAUAAACCGAGUCCUGGCAGGAUCAGUGCCACCCACUUUAACCCCAAAGCAGGGCUAUUUUCUGCAACCGGAAAGAGUGGCAUCUGACUCAUGGACUGAAUGCACCUUGCCCUCCAUGGUAAACUCUGAACACAGAGCAGCCAAGGUUCCCCUCUGCCCUGCGUCUGCACCCAUGCUGCAGCGUUCCAGAGCACUCCUCAACAUCAAUCAGUUCAGGUGCGGCCCGGGGCUGGAGGCCAUCCAGGAGACAAUGAGCCCCGUUCCCAGAGAAGCCGAGUGCCCAAGGCACUGGGCUGUCGCCGUCAGAAGACUGCCGAGCGGAAGCCCUGCCCACCGAGGUGGCGGAGACAGGCAGGCCUGGGCAGCCGCUGGGGCGGAGGGACGGCUCUUGGAAACGGAAUCCGUACUUUAAUAAAGUUUAUACAGUUUUC
Molecule: messenger RNA, 3224 nt
Organism: Pan troglodytes (chimpanzee)
Lineage: Eukaryota; Metazoa; Chordata; Mammalia; Primates; Hominidae
Gene: TTLL13
Product: tubulin tyrosine ligase like 13
Exons: 16
Coding region: 749-3205 (818 amino acids)
Biological process (GO): protein polyglutamylation; microtubule cytoskeleton organization
Cellular component (GO): ciliary basal body
Molecular function (GO): tubulin binding; tubulin-glutamic acid ligase activity
Source: RefSeq, a predicted model, not a curated record